GCAGCUUUUGGAGCAGUCAGGAAAGACCUCGCCUGGGUGAUAUUGCUCAGUGAUUCCAUGUUUAUUUUUCUUCCUCACCCCCUCAGAGCUUCUCUCUACCGCUAUUGUGUCUCCCGAGCACGGAGUGCACAGAGCGCAGUGGGGUUCAAACGCUGCAGCAUCACCUGCAUCCCACUGGCAGGCUGGCUUUAACAGAUAUUGUCCGUACCCUCUGACUGGAAGCACCUUUACACACAAGCUCACCAGCACGGUAUUGGUGAAGUCCUCACUGAUCUGGAGACAGACAUAAACCAGGUCGAGUAGGAGCCUGGCCACCUCGAAACCAACAGAGGUUAGUCACUCUAGAGGGAGACAGAGCAGAAAACAUGAGUUCAUGCAGCACAGAUGUUAAGGAAAAUCGGAACUUGGACAACCUCUUCUCCAAAGAGGGUGUUGCAGCUGAGGCUGCUCAGCUCCCCAAUGGGAGUGCUGGGGGUGGGAGGAAACGUCCCUUAGAGGAUGGCAAUAAUGGGCAUACACAUUCCAAGUACAGGCCCAAGAAGCGUAAGAAAGUCCCUGGGCCCAUUCUGCCCAAGAAUGCCCUCAUGCAGCUGAAUGAGAUCAAGCCAGGGCUGCAGUACAAACUGCUCUCUCAGACGGGGCCAGUCCAUGCUCCUGUCUUUGUGAUGACUGUGGAGGUCAACGGGCAGCUCUUCGAGGGUUCAGGUCCUACCAAGAAGAAGGCCAAACUGAAUGCAGCAGAGAAGGCCCUGCGCUCCUUCGUCCAGUUUCCCAAUGCAUCAGAAGCCCACAUGGCCAUGGGCAGGACUCUGUCUGUUCACACGGACUUCACCUCAGACCAAGCUGACUUUCCAGACAUGCUCUUUAAUGCAUUUGAGACAUCCACCCCUAUAGAUGACUCCUUUUACCUUGCUGCCAACAGGAACGGUUCCCUCAGCUCACUUCGGAAUCGACUAUCCAUUGCUACCCUCCCCAGUCCCAAACCUGGUCCAAGCCCAUUACUUCCUGCCCCCUCGAAAUUCAUCUCACCUACAAAUGGCAAGAACCCUGUAAUGAUCCUGAAUGAGUUGCGGCCGGGUCUCAAGUAUGACUUUGUGUCAGAGAGUGGGGAAAGCCAUGCCAAGAACUUCAUCAUGUCAGUGACAGUAGACGCUCAGAACUUCCAGGGUUCAGGGCGGAACAAGAAGCUGGCCAAGGCACGGGCUGCCCAAGCUGCUCUGUCUGCUCUGUUUAACAUGCAGCUAGAUCAUGCUCCAUCACGACAACCUAUACCCAGAGAGGGGCUGCAGCUGCACCUGCCACAGGUCCUGGCAGACGCUGUCUCUCGUCUGGUCGUUGACAAGUUCAGCGAACUGACGGACAACUUCACAUCUCCACGCGCUCGGCGGAAAGUCUUGGCUGGUGUCGUCAUGACAACAGGUACAGAUGUGAAGGAGGCUGAGGUCAUCUGUGUGUCUACGGGAACCAAGUGUAUCAAUGGUGAAUACAUGAGCGACAGAGGUUUGGCCCUCAACGACUGCCAUGCUGAGAUUGUUGCUCGAAGGUCACUCAUCAGACACCUGUACUCCCAGCUGGAGCAUUUCCUCAGUAACACAGAAGAGGAGCACCAGAAAUCCAUCUUCAUCAGGUGUGAUAACAGACAAGGCUUCAGACUGAAGGAGAAUGUCCAGUUCCACUUGUACAUCAGCACUUCUCCCUGUGGGGAUGCCCGCAUCUUCUCUCCUCAUGAAGCUGGAGUGGAGGAUCAGGGAGACAGACACCCGAACAGAAAGGCCCGUGGGCAGCUCCGCACUAAAAUUGAGUCUGGUGAAGGAACCAUCCCAGUGCGCUCCAGUAACACCAUUCAGACAUGGGACGGGGUUCUUCAGGGUGAGAGGCUGCUUACCAUGUCCUGCAGUGACAAGAUUGCCAGGUGGAACGUGGUUGGUUUCCAGGGUUCUCUGAUGAGCUACUUCACUGAGCCCAUUUACUUCUCCAGCAUCAUCCUGGGCAGCUUGUACCAUGCCGAUCACCUCUCCAGAGCUAUGUACCAGAGGAUUACUGAGAUCGAGGACCUGCCGCAGCCCUUCAGUCUGAACAGACCACUGCUCAGCGGAAUAAGCAAUGCUGAGGCUCGUCAGCCAGGAAAAGCACCAAACUUCAGUGUGAACUGGACAGUGGGAGAUCAAGGGCUGGAGGUGAUCAACGCCACCACAGGGAAGGAUGAUCUAGGUCGACCCUCCAGACUCUGUAAACACGCCCUCUACAGCCGCUGGAUGCGCCUACACUGCAAGCUCUCCUCCACCCUGCGGAUCAGAACAGUGAGGCCCAGCAGCUACCAUGAAGCCAAGCAGGCAGCAGUGGAGUAUCACUCCGUCAAGCAGACCCUCUUCAGAGCCUUCCACAAAGCUGGACUGGGUGCCUGGGUGAAGAAACCAAUAGAACAGGACCAGUUUGCCCUGACUACCUGAAUCAGUACUGGCCUGGUGGUGGUGGAGGAUACUGCUAGCUUUACUUUCUCCAGUCUGUUCCCUCUGGAUUGUCAUGGACUGGACUGUGUGUUCCUGGGAGAAAAGAGGCACUGAAUCCAGAUGUCAGAAUCUAUGGAUUUAACAUUCCACCUUACUUUUUAUAGCCUCAAGCUACUCCCUCUCAACCAGCACUACAAAUUGUAUUUAAAAAAGAUAAUUAUUCAGCCAGUUAUGCAACUUUAUAAAAGGGACAAAUGUAAAAAGACGUUAAUGGGAAUGAAAACUACUAAACAGAACUGUUGUAUAGUGUUCAUUUUGCAUGUACUCUAUGAUUAGACCAAAUUCAUAGGAAGUCUCUGGUGAAAGGUUUGUUAUCCUGUUCAGUAUUGUGAUCUCAAAUGAUCAGUGUUGUGAUAAGUUCUGAAUGUCCUCCUGCAGGUUGUUAAACUGUGUUUUGUCCAAUCUGUUGCAUUUUCUUCACUGCAGAUUUGAGGUCACAAUGAUACAAUAUAUCGUUUCAAUGUGUAAUACACAGCCUCAGUGGGACAUUUAUCCACAGCCUGGCCUGCAGUACAUGUAGUGCCACAAAGGCCAUUUCAAAGGUUGGAUUUAACGACACAACCUAAAUUUGCUACUCAUUUGCUACUGGAGCCAGAAUGAACCUGGUCAAAGAAGAGGUAGCCUGAGUAGUAGCAGAGGUAGUGCAAGCAAGCAACCACACUCGCCCCAAGUGGCCGUUAGAGGAACUGUAACUUAAUUCACAACAAGGCUGGUGUUUCUUUGUUUUUCAAAUUGUCAACAAAUCCCACAAAGACCCAAAGCUAUGAUGUGUGCAACACUUUCUGUCCCUCUGUCUGUGGCUCUCAGCCCCAAACCAAGUGUUUCUACUGGAGACAUGAAUCUUUAAAAACUGCUCACACACACGUAGUUUCCGUCUUUAAGUUUUUAUCCAACAAACAGGAGGAAACAGUUCAUCUGUUGGGGACUAUUUUAAGCAGCAAACUGAUCCACAUGUGGUGCUGUAGUGACUAUUUGGGACAGCAGUGUGUGCGACUGAGUCAAACUGAACUACAGUGUGUAUUGAUGGUGAUGAAGGAACAUGUCGCUCAGUGUAAGCAGUGUGGAACACUGGUGUGUUUUUAAUAGUUUAUGGAAACAGUAGAGCUCUGUGGCUUAGAGCAACAGGAUAUAUCAGACUGUGAUACACACUCAGGACAUGUUAUGAUGUUAUGGUCUAUUUUCAUUUUGGACUUGGAGACAGUGAAAGAGUUGUUGUUUCUGUAAUGAACAGAGGAUGAGGGGAAUGAUGAGGGAGAUGCAGUCAGGCUGGCUGGAGAGAGGGAGACGGUGGAGACUAGCUGGUGGUUUGUAGGUGAGUGGCUGGGGCAGGAGAUUGUGGAGACUGGCUGAUAGUCACCGCUGGUUGGGAUGAUGUUGACAAAAAGAAAAACUAAAGAUCACUAGUCACUCUUGGCCUCUCUGCACUGUGCAAUAACAGCAAUCUUGUAUUCUCAUUCCAUGACAGACAUGGUCUUAAAAUCUUUUUUGAAGACCUGCUGUAUGUUAAAACCUGUCUCCACCCUCCCUCCUUUAAUCCUCACUGUCUUUGGUCAUUUCUUUGACAGGUGGGACACUUGCAUUUUCAGGAAUCCUGGUGCAGAUAUUUGUCAGCAUCAGUUUGAAUUGCUGUGUUCACACCUUGAACAUCUCUCCUGAAAUAUCCCUGUUGCACUAGCUUAUUCUAACCACUCUUAUGCAAUGAAACAAACAUUUCACAGCCUGUGAAUCAGUGAUAGUCUGUAUGCAGUAACUACACUAGAUCCAGAUUCCAGAAGCCAGACCCUGUUGGUGUUGGUGUCAACACUCAUUUUUAACUCAGUAGAAGCACACCAAAGAUGAUGUCAGCAUUUUUCAAACCUUUGAAAUUUCUUUCUUUUCUCUGUAGAUGUUAGUACUGUAAUCUGCCUCUACAAACCUUGUAUCUCAAACCAUUCAACUGUAUGUUGGUGCUGAUGUAUGUGUGCACCAAACAAAACACAAGUCAAAUCACCUGUGUUCUCUAUAGCUCAGAAAUGGUCUAUAUGUCAUGUCCUGAUAUCAUGUGUAUUUAACAUCAAAUGUCAUUGUUGUAAAUAUAUUUUUGCCUGUAAAUUCUAACUCAAAUAUCUCUUUAGUUUUCUAAAAUCUUUAUUUUGCCUCUUGACUUUAAUCUUCAGGCUCAUCUAACACAGGGCAUAUUUCAAUUAUUUAUUUUUAACAACAGGCUGAGUUAUUUUCUUUGCCCAUUUUCAGUGUGUAUACUUUUGUUUCUAAUUUAUUUGAUGAAAACGUGUCCAAAGUUUGAGCAUAUGCAAACCUGUUCCUGUCUAUGUUUCCACUGGAUCUGCACAUUUUUAAAAAAAAAGCUUUGUUGGUGGUUGGUGAACCUCUACAGUUCUAGAUGGGUUCAUGCACUUUGUUAUUGAUUUGCCCCAUAAAAUACAGCAAGACUACUGGGCUUAAUGCAUGAGCUCUGCCUGUAAAGCAUGAAAAAUAUAAAUAGGAAAUAUGUAGAGACUGAGUCAAGUCACUGAUUUAAUAAAAUGCUACUGCAGUCA
Molecule: messenger RNA, 5047 nt
Organism: Lates calcarifer (barramundi perch)
Lineage: Eukaryota; Metazoa; Chordata; Actinopteri; Centropomidae
Product: double-stranded RNA-specific editase 1-like
Biological process (GO): adenosine to inosine editing; RNA processing
Cellular component (GO): nucleolus; cytoplasm
Molecular function (GO): tRNA-specific adenosine deaminase activity; double-stranded RNA binding; double-stranded RNA adenosine deaminase activity
Source: RefSeq, a predicted model, not a curated record